Molecule: messenger RNA, 537 nt
Organism: Malassezia restricta
Lineage: Eukaryota; Fungi; Basidiomycota; Malasseziomycetes; Malasseziales; Malasseziaceae
Product: NADH dehydrogenase (ubiquinone) Fe-S protein 6
Exons: 4
Coding region: 1-537 (178 amino acids)
Biological process (GO): mitochondrial electron transport, NADH to ubiquinone
Source: RefSeq, a predicted model, not a curated record
AUGCUCGGUCGAGUUUUGGUUGCGCCAACCCGCGCACUCCGUGCCCAAACAUUUGCUUUCCGUUCCUUUUCGUCAUGCGCAGCUCGCUUUGAAUCACUUCCCACAAAGGAGCAAGUUGCCACGCCUUACAAGGCCCGUGGUGAGUUUGUUCGCCCGAAGGUUGAGGGCAGCGCCAUUGUCUCGAAUGUCGAGACACCUGUUGCAAAGCCCAGCAACCCUCAGUCCUUGGAGGAAUAUGGAACGGAUCAGGCUCCUAAUCGGGCUGGAGUAUGGAGUGAGUCUCAGCGCCCAAAGUCGGACGCUAUGAAGGGACCACGCUUCGAACAGAUGGACCCACGCUUCCAGCCUCAAACUUUAUCCGCUAUGGAGCUUGUCAGCAACCAACCUAUCCAUUUCACCAACAAGCGCGUUGUUUCUUGCGAUGGAGGCGACGGUCCACUUGGUCACCCUCGCGUAUACAUUAACCUGGACCAGCCAGGUCCCAAGGCUUGUCCAUACUGUAGUACUCGGUACCAGAAGGUGGAAGAGCACGAGUAA